Molecule: messenger RNA, 1869 nt
Organism: Megalops cyprinoides (Indo-Pacific tarpon)
Lineage: Eukaryota; Metazoa; Chordata; Actinopteri; Elopiformes; Megalopidae
Exons: 11
Coding region: 239-1816 (525 amino acids)
Biological process (GO): regulation of gene expression
Cellular component (GO): nucleus
Molecular function (GO): POU domain binding; DNA binding
Source: RefSeq, a predicted model, not a curated record
AUGCUUUCAGCCGCACAGUGCGCGUUCGUGUGAACAGUGCUGGUAUUAGCAUGGCAUAGAUUCAUUCCGGGCUCAGCCGUGCAUGGUUUAUGGCUGCUUAUUACCGACGCCUGUACCUGCGCUUUCACCAGCACGCCGUAAGGGACUGCACAGCGCCUGCUCUGAAGCCACUGAGAGGGCUGGAGGGAUCCUAGAAUUCAGGUGGAUGACCGUCGCUCCCUUUGUCAGGAACUGAACAAUGUUCUGUACCUGUGAUCAGUACAAGGACAGAAACAUCUGUGAGGAUGUUUUCAACUUCUGCGGCGGUUCGCCGAUACCAGGGGAGCUGGCCAGCCCCAACAACGAGCCAAACUCGCCGGUGUCCGGACUCACCCAAGCGAAGAACGGGGAGGACGGCCGCGGAAAGAGCUGCGGCGCGCAAAAGACUUCAAAAGAGUCAAUUGGUCCUAAAGGCUCCAAAACCCCGUGUGAGAAAAGGUACCUGGGCGUGCGCGUGAGGAUGCCCGUCAGAGACAUGCUGCGGAGGAUUCGGAUAGCCCGGGGACUCGACCCCAACGACAUCCAGGGACACCAGGGAAAGGCCUCGAGGAUGUCAGGAGAGAAAAAGCGAGUAACGUCAAGUGGAGACCGAAGAAAGAGGCCGAAUAAACAGCAUGCCAGCCUGGAGGACCUGGCCAUAAUCGUGGAGGUUCUGGAGGAGGACCUGAGGGCCAGCCAGGCCUGCCCCGGGGGUGGCCCCUCAGCAGCAUACUGCCCCCAGUGGCAGGAGGACCCCGCAUACCUGGAUGCCCCCUGUGAGAGUCACAGCCCAGGAGGGGGGCCCCCUUCCCCCCAUAACUCCAGCCUAGUGUAUGCGCUGUCCCCUGGGGGCUGCGUGGGGUACCCCUCCCCGCCGUACAGCCAGCCCGCACCCCCCUGCUCCACCCACCAGGGAGCGUAUCACAGCGACGAGGCCGAGGAGACUUCCUUCAGCCCACCACCCCCCCUGCUGGGCCCGCCCUGCAGCACGGAGCGGCCGUCUCCCGAGCCCCCCCUGUUCCCCGGACCCGCGCCAGCCCCUGAGGGCCGCAGCCAGGAGAGAGGCUGUUCCCGUGGAAAUGUGGCGGCACAGAGGGCGGGCCUGCCAGAGCGUGACUGGAGCGCCACCGCCUUCUUCUGGCACCAGCUGCAGAGGGAAGAGUGCCUCCUGCUGGAGGUGUCUGACGAGGAGCUGCUGGCCCCCGACUCCAGCGGCAGCGCCCUGCUCCACUGUGCAGUGAGUCUGGGAAAGAGGGCCACGGCGUACGCGAUUGCUAAAAGAAUGGCGGCCUUGGACAAACUGGACAUCAAAGAUGCAGAGGGAAAGACGGCCCUUCACCUGGCAGCGCAGAAGAACCAGCACCUGAUGGUGUCGGAUCUGCUGUUCCUCGGGGCUGACGUCAACAAGCGCGACCAGUUUGGGAGGACCUGUCUGCACCUCAGCGCCGAAAACGGAUACGUGAGAGUCCUGGAGGUGCUGAGAAGCUAUAUGAAUGAUGGGAUGUAUAUUGAUGUGGAAGCGACUGACAUGAAUGGGUUCAGUGCGCUGCAGUGGGCCACAGUGGCCCUGAAUGCGACGGUGCAGGAGCUGCAGGGCAGCGCAGGCCCCAGCGAGACACGCUUCCACACGCUGCGCCGGGAGCAGCUGCUGGACACGCUGGAGUGCCUGCUGCUCAUGGGCCAAGCCCCGCCCGCCCAGUUUAAAUCUCCACCAGUGUGGGACACAGUGAGCGAUGUGAUUGGCUCAUACCCGGGUGGUGACGGGACCGGUCGGCCUCUGAACAGGAUGCUCCUGUGAAGGUGAGCAUCACAACCGGCCAUCUGGUCCCCCCUCACCCCCUCACCCCCCCA